AUGGAUGACGGUUCGGAGAUCGUUGCAAAGCUCCCAAAUCCGAUGGCAGGGCCAGCUUAUUAUACAACGGCGUCGGAAGUAGCCACUCGCGAGUUUCUACGCGAUGUAUUGAAUAUUCCUACUCCUCGUAUCAUUUCCUGGUCUGCUGAUCGAAACAAUCCGGUUGGGGCAGAAUACAUCCUGGAGGAAAAGGCUCCAGGUAGGCCACUAGGCAGCCUCUGGUGUCAAUGGCCGAUGAAGUUCAAACUUGAAAUAAUGGAGCAGAUUGUGGAAAUAGAACAGCGGCUUGCGUCGACGAAGUUCGUGAAAUCCGGCUGCAUCUAUUUUAGGGAUGACAUUGCAGAGGAAAUGUCCAGUGAUAACGCCAUAAUAACCAGUAUGCCAUGGAAUUUGUCCUUACUCAAACGUUUUAAGUUAGGUCCCCUCGUUUUCAGCGACCCGUGGCGCGGUGAUAGGACACACAUGGGUAUGAAUCGAGGACCGUAUAACGGAUCGCUUGAAUUUAUAGAAGCUAUGGCUACAAACGAGAUGCGGUUUAUCAAAACGCAUGCCCGUCCUCGUAUGAAUUGCCAUCGAUCCUCUACGGAACCCGAGUUGCCCGAGGAAGUGCUCGAUCUCCUAGAUCGGUAUCUCCAACUCACUCCAGCCAUGGUACCUCCCGUAGGGACGGACGAUAUACACUCGCCAACACUUUGGCAUCCAGACCUCCAUCUUAAUAACCAAUCAGCGGCUGUUAUGCCGUUAUUUUACCAAUGUGGAAUCCCGAGAAUGAUUCAGCAUCGAGGGACAGUUGCUGAUGAUUGGACCUUGAUUAAGCUUCCAGAGGAUUAUGACAGCCUUGGUCGUAGCGAGAAGAAGAUCGACCAUGACCGAAUGAGCGAGACUUGCCAUAAAUAUCAUGAGGCUGAGACUAAGAGCAGAAAUCCAAGACAUUGGGCUGCUCUACAACUAGAAAAUUCCAACGUGAGAACACAACCGUCACGUCUUGCUGUGGAUGUAUGGGAGGAUCGCGAUGUAUUUUUCCUUCGGCGGGCUCUACUUUCAAUCGUCGAGCUGUGGCAGGACCUUUGUCCAGGGUCUGUUAUAUGUCCUGUAAGCUUCAGCGAGCAGGAACUUGCACUGCACGCGGCCGAGGAGGAGAGUAUGGCCGAUGUUGGUAAAAUAUUAAGACUUUUUCGAGACAAUUGGGGACUACUUCCAAAUGGGAUGGUAGAUCCAACUGAAUUUGACCAGAUACAUACUGCCGUAGCUGAGCUUAGGGAUUCCUUCAUUGGGGCUGCUGAUGAUGAGGCGGAAAGGGAACCCUUCGCAAGGUUAUGGCCGUACCAGGAUGCGGACAGCUAA
Messenger RNA from Venustampulla echinocandica, 1344 nucleotides. RefSeq lists its product as uncharacterized. NCBI's taxonomy places the organism in Eukaryota, Fungi, Ascomycota, Leotiomycetes, Helotiales, Pleuroascaceae. The record is from RefSeq and is a predicted model, not a curated record. Gene Ontology annotation, cellular component: mitochondrion. The coding region runs from base 1 to 1344 and encodes 447 amino acids. The transcript has 4 exons.